AUACUCAAAGUUCUGUCACUAGUGUACAAAGUGCGUUAUCAAAUCUGUACAAACAUUUGUGCAGAUUAUACAAUUAAAUGCUACUGCUCUAAUUAUUUGUAACUACACUUACUACUUUGUAACGCUCGCAGCAUCAAUGUCAGUAGCGGACUCUAAACCAAACCUCAGCCAUCUACAGGUGUCAGAGCUCGUGAAGAGGCUCUUUGGCUUGACGCCGUCCCAGAUUCACCCGCUGCCCAGCUACGAUGACCAGAACUUCCACUUGGUGGUCAGUGAGGGCAGCGAGUACGUCCUGAAGGUCAUGAACUCUGCGGACAGUCAGAACCCCACUCUGCUGGAGCUGCAGACUCACGCCAUGACCUUCCUGCACCAGAGGGGGAUUCCUGCCCAGACCGUCCUCCCUACCACCUCAGGACAAGUCAUGAGCCUGGAGGACAUCGACUGCGGCUUUGGCAGGCAGAAGUACCUGGUGAGACUGCUGACCUAUUUACCGGGGACCACCAUCGCCAAAGUGCCCAGCUCUCCACAGAUCCUCUAUGAAGCCGGCAAGAUGGCUGCCAAGAUGGACGCACUCCUGCAGGAAAUGGAGCAUCCUCAACUCCAGGUACUACAGAGGGAGAAGUUCAUCUGGAGUCUGUCCAACAUCCCUCUUCUGGAGCCAUACGUCCCUCUGAUGGAUGGGGAUCCUGUGCAGCAGGUGAUCAAGUCAGUCAUCCAGCAAUACAAGACUUGUGUACAGCCCAAACUCGGCUCCUUCCGCAAGUGUAUCAACCACGGGGACUUUAAUGACCACAACAUCUUGGUGCAACCAGACGAUUCAGCCACCUACAAAAUCUCUGGCAUCCUGGACUUUGGGGACAUGAGCAGCGGCUACUAUGUGUACGAGCUGGCCAUCGCCAUCAUGUACAUGAUGAUCGAGAACCCCACGCCUCUGGAUGUGGGAAGAGCCGUGCUGGCUGGCUGGGAGAGUGUUCUUCCCCUCAACGAGGCCGAGAGGGACGCCCUCUACCUGCUGGUGCUCUGUCGCUUCUGCCAGUCCCUGGUUCUGGCUCGCCACGCUGUGGCCCAGCAGCCGGAGAACGAGGAUUACCUCAUGAUCACCGCCAAGACGGGCAUCCGCCAUCUUUUCCGGCUAUGGGAACUGGGCAAGGAGGAGGUGGAGAGGAGGUGGUUUCAGAGUGCCGCCCAGUAUCCUGGCAAAGAGUGACCCAAUGGUCUUCAGGGAGCACCUUCUUUUUAUAGGCUGCGUUCCGAUUCUUUACCCGUCUCACGAAGUGGUGUGGACGUUCCCUGUCAGGGAUUUAAUAAUGGUGGAAAACCCCUCCAGCCAAUGCUUACACCAAUCCAAUGCUUUUGAAUCCAUGUGGAUUCUGCAGGUGCACCUUUUAGUAUUAAAGGUACACUCAGCAAUGUGACAUCAUCAAAAAGUGGGUCAUGCCUCGAGCUAAUAGUGGCUCGUCAUCCUGUUCUGCAUGAUAGAGUCAUAUUGCUGAGUCUACCUUUAGCAGACAGACCACCUGAUUAAAAUGCAGACUAAUUUAAACACCUGGAUUCCAUCAGUCAGGCGGUGUGACUGAGAAAAUCUGACCAAAUCCAGUUCUAAAACCGUUUUGAAAGAUUCAAGAUGUUGAAUCUUGGUCAGUCUCAGAUUUGUCUGAUUGUCUGUGGGUACAGGUUCCAGUGCUCUAAAAUCUAGAUUUUCUCUGAUGGUCUGUGGGAACUCAGGUUUUUUGGUUUUACAUGUCAUCUCUUAACACUCCCAAAACUUUGAUUUACGAGUUUAAAAAAACGUGAUGAACCAUGACCACUGUGAGCUUUUUAUUGGUGAUUUGUGCUCUUUUCAAAAUGGCAUUCUGUCAUACUGUGGAUAAUGUCUGUGCCGGGUUGAAGGCCAUAUGAUUAUUCAAAUGAGUAGGUUACUCUGAGUCAGCUAUUGCAGUGUCCAAACUCCACAGUAUGUCCUGUGUCAAUUUCAUAAUUCCAUUUUUAGGGCUCACUUCAAUUAAAGUGUAACUCAUUUACAAAGUAAGCAAUUCAACAGCUAUGACCUACAUGUACCUGAAGUGCCUGUGCAAAGAGAAGGAAUGUACCAUGAUUGGUUUUUUUUAAAAUCAUAUUUUGUAAGAAAUUAAUCUCAUUCAUUGCAUAAUAAACCGCAACAAAUAAAUGAAUUGAGAGAAA
Messenger RNA from Coregonus clupeaformis (lake whitefish), 2181 nucleotides. RefSeq names its product hydroxylysine kinase, tandem duplicate 2 (gene hykk.2). Lineage: Eukaryota; Metazoa; Chordata; Actinopteri; Salmoniformes; Salmonidae. The record is from RefSeq and is a predicted model, not a curated record. The transcript is spliced from 5 exons. Gene Ontology annotation, molecular function: amino acid kinase activity. The coding region runs from base 137 to 1207 and encodes 356 amino acids.